Messenger RNA from Thrips palmi, 489 nucleotides. RefSeq names its product cytochrome c oxidase assembly factor 4 homolog, mitochondrial. The coding region runs from base 137 to 352 and encodes 71 amino acids. The transcript is spliced from 2 exons. Gene Ontology annotation, biological process: mitochondrial respiratory chain complex IV assembly. NCBI's taxonomy places the organism in Eukaryota, Metazoa, Arthropoda, Insecta, Thysanoptera, Thripidae. Gene Ontology annotation, cellular component: mitochondrial intermembrane space. The record is from RefSeq and is a predicted model, not a curated record.
AUCAAAUGAAAAAGUUUGCAGAACGCACUGCCAUUCGGCGCCGCCCAGUCUCAGAUUCCUCCUUGUAGUUGGAUUUCGCAUUCUCGGGUAAAUAUUUAAAUUUAUAUUGAUUUUUCCCCAUUUUCGUCUGUGCAACAUGUUAGAUUUCUGGAGGAAAGAGGAACCAAAACAAGACGAAGACGAGGACCCUGUGACGAGACUAAUGAAGCAGACGGGUUGUCUUGAGUUGCAUCACGAAGUGCAGUAUUGCAUUGCUGAGCGGAAAGACUGGAGAUUGUGUCAAGAGGAGGUGAAGAAGUUCCGCAGUUGUAUGGAUGCUUACAACGCCAAGAGAAAAGAAAGCUUGAAGUGAAGACAAAGAUGGACGCGUUUAUUAUUGGAGCGGGAGGACUCGUUGCUGGCCUUAUCCUAGGUAGUCCUGCGUCCCGCAGACUUUGUCAUGCACUUUGGCAUAGGAAGGUGCUACAGCAUCAAGAUAAAAUCAAACUU